AUCAAGAAAGUUUCUUGGAGUUUUCUUUGGUGUUUUGUGCAUUGGUAGAUUUAUUUAAUUAAUUAACGUAAUUAAUUAGUUGUUAAUCCAUAAGAAAAACUGGGGCUUGACCCCAAUUUUGGAACUAUAUUUAAUCGAACGUUACAAUUUGAAGUGAAUGAAUGCAUGAAUGUCGUCGCCAACAAGGCGUUGUAAAUCUGAUGAUAACAUCCACAUGAUUAAGGCAGCCGCCGUCAACACCACCGCCGGCGGCGGCGCUAGCACUUCCCCUAGCAGCUCUACAGCCACCACCCCUGACAAUUCUGUUAAGGGUGAAAAAAAGAAGUGUAUCAUCCCAAAGCUCUUUAGUUCCAAAAGAAGCAGUUUAGGAAGCUCUGAAGAGGAUCUAACACAAUCAGAUAACAAUGAUCAAGAAGUGGAUUGGAAGAUUAUAUCAAGGAGAAAAGCUUUUCUUGAAACGUCUCCUACAGUGAAGAGAAGUUUCUCAGAAAGGCAUAAUAGUGCACGGAUUGAAGGCCUAAAUCUUUCGACUUUUGAUCAUUCCACGGCACCUGCUACUAUGAUUAAAAGUAUUAGGGUUUUUGCCGGUACAUGGAAUGUAGGAGGAAAAACUCCUAAUCAUGGACUUAAUCUUGAAGAUUUCUUGCAAGUGGAAGGUUCUGCGGACAUAUAUGUUUUGGGGUUUCAAGAAAUUGUUCCCUUAAAUGCAGGAAAUGUAUUAGUGAGUGAAGAUAGUGAGCCAGCAGCAAGAUGGUUAGCCCUCAUAAGCCAUGCAUUAAACAAAUCAUAUCAUGAACCAGUUCAUUCUUGUGAUUCAAGCUCCCAUAAUUCAAAACAUUCAAAAUCCAACUCUUUUCAUAAACAUUCUCUUAAAAGCCUUAGCAGGAGUUUGAGAGCUAAUAGUACCCUUCUCAAGACCUGUAAUUGCCCUUUAGAGUCAACAACAACAACAACAACAAGGCGUCAAAGAAAGCUCACUGAUCCUUCUUGUUCUCCCUUGAAUCAUUAUCGCGAUUCGAGUGAAGAAGAUUUACAAUCAAUUGCAGAAUUUCCUUCUUCUAAUGGUUUGAGUUAUAAUCUCAUAGCGAGUAAGCAAAUGGUGGGGAUUUUCCUUUCAGUUUGGGCACGAAAAGAGUUAGCACAUCAUAUUGGCCAUCUCAGAAUAUCUUCUCUUGGAAGAGGUAUCAUGGGUUGUCUUGGGAACAAGGGGUGUAUAGCAAUAAGCAUGUCACUGUAUCGAACGAGCUUUUGCUUUGUGUGCAGUCACUUGGCUUCUGGGGAGAAAGAAGGAGAUGAGCUGAGAAGAAAUGCUGAUGUAGCUGAGAUUCUCAAAAGCAUACAAUUUCCCAGAAUUUGUAGGAUUCCAGACAGCCGAAUGGCAGAAAAAAUUAGUGAUCAUGGCCGUGUGAUAUGGCUUGGAGACUUGAACUACAGAGUGUCUUUGAGCUAUGAGGAAACGAGGCUUUUGUUAGAGGAUAAUGACUGGGACUCUCUUCUUGAAAAGGAUCAGCUGAAUGUGGAGAGAGAAGCAGGAAGAGUAUUCAGUGGGUGGAAUGAAGGCAAGAUCUUCUUUGCCCCAACUUAUAAGUACUCUCAUAAUUCAGAUUCCUAUGCCGGAGAGACUACCAAAUCAAAGAAGAAACGUCGAACCCCUGCAUGGUGUGAUAGAAUAUUAUGGUUAGGCGAGGGUAUUGAACAAUUAUCUUAUAUUCGAGGAGAGUCAAGAUUUUCAGAUCAUAGACCGGUUUGUGCAGUAUUUGCCGUGGAUGUGGAGGUGGAGAUAGAGGCCAACAACAACAACUCAAAGUUUAGAAAGGGUUUUUCUUGCACUGCUACUAGAUUGGAGUAUGAAGAUUUAAUACCCCAGAGACACAGUUUCUAUGAUUAUUGAAAUUGAAAAUUAAUUUAAAUCUUGUACAGUUCACCUUUUAAGGAUCUUGAGGCAGAAAGGUUUCCCUCUAUUAUCUCAUUAA
This is a messenger RNA of Nicotiana attenuata, 1973 nucleotides long. Its product is annotated as type I inositol polyphosphate 5-phosphatase 5. Lineage: Eukaryota; Viridiplantae; Streptophyta; Magnoliopsida; Solanales; Solanaceae. Gene Ontology annotation, biological process: phosphatidylinositol dephosphorylation. Gene Ontology annotation, molecular function: inositol-polyphosphate 5-phosphatase activity; phosphatidylinositol-3,4,5-trisphosphate 5-phosphatase activity; phosphatidylinositol-4,5-bisphosphate 5-phosphatase activity. The coding region runs from base 170 to 1891 and encodes 573 amino acids. The record is from RefSeq and is a predicted model, not a curated record. The transcript is spliced from 10 exons.